Messenger RNA from Carassius carassius (crucian carp), 3417 nucleotides. It is a transcript of the gene ttc13, whose product is annotated as tetratricopeptide repeat domain 13. Gene Ontology annotation, molecular function: protein binding. The record is from RefSeq and is a predicted model, not a curated record. NCBI's taxonomy places the organism in Eukaryota, Metazoa, Chordata, Actinopteri, Cypriniformes, Cyprinidae. The transcript has 23 exons. The coding region runs from base 44 to 2524 and encodes 826 amino acids.
CUGACAGCACCGUUCCUCACCUGCUCAUAACGUCACUAACAACAUGGCACCUGCUGGCGGGGGUGUCGUGUUGGCGGCUCUGUCGCUUCUGUACUUAUGUGGAGCUAUUUUAUCCAGCGAGUAUUUCUCCACUUUGACUGUUUUCAACAGCGACCUCCACAAGCACGGCUGCAGCUCUCCGGCCGAGUGGGAGGAGUAUGCGGCGGACUGCGAGUCCUCUAUCCUGCAGCUGGAGGAUCCGGACUGUGAAGAGGGGAGCAACCCGCCCUGCGAGUCCAUCUUUUCACUCAAUGCAGAAAAAAUACUUAAUCAGGCAAAGUUGUUUGUCGAAAAGCGUCGGUUUCCUUUCGCCGUGGAAAACCAGAAUACCAAUGAAGAGCUUGCCAUUGGCUAUGUUCUCAUUGGAAAUGGGCUCUAUGAUGAAGCUAUCAAGCACUUCUCCUUACUGCUACAGGGAGAUCCUGAGCUGGUCAGUGCCAUCUAUGGACGGGGAAUAGCUUACGGCAAAAAGAGCCUGCAGGACAUAAAGAACGCAGACUUGGCUCUGUAUGAGUUGAGCAGAGUGAUUGCACUGGAGCCCAACAGACCGGAAGUAUACGAGCAGAGGGCGGAAAUCCUGUCUCCUCUGGGCCGCAUCAGUGAAGCUCUGUCAGACCUGACUAAAGCCAUACAGCUGCAGCCUUCAGCCCGACUCUACAGACACCGAGGAACACUGCUCUUCAUAUCAGAGGAUUACAUGGCAGCCAUGGAGGAUUUCCAGCAGUCUCUAGAGCUGAAGAAGAACCAGCCCAUCGCGAUGCUCUACAAAGGGCUGACCUUCUUCCAUAGGGGCCUCCUUAAGGAGGCUAUAGAGGUGUUUAAAGAAGCUCUCAAAUUGAAGUCAGACUUCAUAGAUGCAUAUAAAAGCUUGGGUCAGGCUUACAGGGAGUUGGGUGAUUUUGAGAAUGCUAUGGAGAGCUUCCAGAAAGCUCUGUUACUGGAUCAGAACCACAUCCAGUCUCUCCAGCUCAGAGGAAUGAUGUUGUACCAUCACGGCAGCCUGCAGGAGGCCAUAGGCAACUUUAAGAGAUGUCUGCAGCUGGAGCCCUAUAAUGAAGUGUGUCAGUACAUGAAGGGGCUCAGUCACGUGACCAUGGGCCAGUUCUACGAGGGCAUUAAAGCUCAGACUAAAGUCAUGCUCAACGACCCUCUCUUGGGACAGAAAGCCAGCUCCGAGUAUCUCAAAGUCAAAUAUCUCCGAGAAUACUCCCGUUAUCUACACUCUCAUCUGGAUGUACCGGUUGCGGAGUAUAACGUUGAUCAGGAUUUGCCUGGAAACUUUAAGAACCACUGGGCAAAAAAUCUCCCCUUCCUCAUUGAGGACUAUGAAGAACAGCCUGGACUUCAGCCUCAUAUUAAAGAUGUUCUUCCUCAGAACUUUGACAGUUACUCUGCUGAAGUGCAGAAGCUGAUCUGUACAGCGGAUCACCUCGGUGCACUGAUGCAGUACGACACAUUAGGCUUCUUACCGAACCUCAGAAUACACCGAGCGAUGGGCUUGGCCACCAUAGAGGUGAUGCAGGCCAUGCAGCGCACCUGGAGUAACUCCAAGGUUCGAGUCAAUGGAAAGACCAGACAGCUGCAGUGGAGAGACAUGUUUGACAUCGCAGUGAAAUGGAGAAGGAUUGCAGAUCCAGACCAGCCUGUGCUGUGGUUGGAUCAGAUGCCUGCCAGGAGUCUUAGCAGAGGAUUUAACAACCACAUUAACCUCAUCAGAGGGCAGAUCAUUAAUAUCAGAUAUCUGGAGUAUUUCAGUAGUAUUCUCAGCUUCGUAAAGGAGAGAAUACUGGUUUAUCAUGGGGCGUAUAACCCACGCGGGCUUCAGGACGUUAAGCAGGCUCUGGAAAAUGUGAACAAAGUGGAGGAUCUGCUGCCCAUCAUGAAGCAGUUCAACAGUAAAACCAGAGACGGCUUCACAGUCAACUCUAAAGUGCCCAGUCUGAAGGAUCCUGGGAAAGAGUAUGACGGAUUCACCAUCACCAUCACCGGAGAUCGAGUGGGGAACAUGCUGUUUUCGGUAGAGACUCAGACCACAGAUGAGAGGACGCAGCAGUAUCAGUCAGAAAUUGAAGCGCUCUAUAAAGACCUCACUGCCAAAGGCAAAGCCUUAAUGCUCUCCACUGAACUCGGGGACGCAGAUGCAGUGUUAAAUUUAAUUCUUUCUCUGGUGUAUUACUUCUGUAAUCUCAUGCCACUGUCCAGAGGCUCCAGUGUCGUGGCGUAUUCGGUGCUCAUGGGAGCUCUGAUGGCCAGCGGGAAAGAGGUGCUCGGCAGAAUCCCAUCCGGAAAGCUGUUUGACUUUGAGGCCAUGACUACAGCCAGUCCUGAUCGCUUCAGUAAGACCGUCAAGAGUUGGAUGAACUUAAAGAGUUUGCCGAGUUGGCACCAGAACCUUCCACUGGUUUCGGAGACGUUCCAGUUAACGAGGACCAUGAUUGAAGUUCUCAACACAGACUCGUCUUCGCACUGUCCCAAGAAAUCCUGAACUCCAAAUACCAUCCAGUCAUUCAAAGGGCCGUCUCUACUCAGGGCAUCUGUGCUCACAGUCCUCACUUUUACAUAUCAAAUAUCAGUGCAAAUUCUCUUUGAUUUUAGAUUUUAUAUUUACACAGACAUGGAGAAAGGUGUGGACUAUUCAAAUUUAAAAUUGAACAUGCAUUUCUGUUGUCCUUUAUGUCAUUAAAGUUCAGCGAUUGCGAGCAUGAUCAGAGUUGAACUGAAGAAACUGUAGAAAAUGUAGCAGAAUAUAAUUGGAAAUGUUUAUUAAAUUAUGCUUUUCACUGUUUUUUUUUUGGUUUUAGAAUUGAAUUGGUGACUUGUUGCAGAGAUGCCCUUUAAAGAGUUUACGAAGCAAUAUUCUCCAGCUCUGAGUUUCUUUCUGAAUACUUGAACACAGUGGGGAAAUAUGUUUGCAGAUGUUUUUGUUUGUUUGAAAGACAGAAGUUCACUGUCCACACUGGCUUCUUCAUAUUUGGUUUGGUUGUCUCUAUUUAAAGGUUUGUCUGAAUAAUGUAUGAUUAGAUUCUGGAGAAGUUCAUGUGAUCUUAAACACUGGGAACAGUUGCGCCUUGAUCUAUAGUUGACUUAAAGCAACAAAAAAAAAAGACUUUCAUUUCCUCAAUCUUAUAAAUCUUUAAUUUUAUUUUAGCAACGUCUUAAAAGACCAUUUUAAGUAGAUUUUCUGUUUUUUUUAUGUCAUGGUUGGUGCAAAGACUUGUUUCCUUUAUUUUCCUGUGAAGAAUUUAAGAAAAACAGUGGCUUUGUUUUCCCCAUGAGGGGGCGUAAAGGUUCUUCAAAGCACAAAGAAAACUUAAAAAGUGGAAAAUCUGUGACUUAACUUGCUGAAACAGCCACAGUCAAUAAAAUUGAAUCAAAGCA